Messenger RNA from Grosmannia clavigera kw1407, 1515 nucleotides. RefSeq names its product FAD dependent oxidoreductase superfamily. The record is from RefSeq and is a predicted model, not a curated record. Bases 1 to 1515 code for a protein of 504 amino acids. The transcript has a single exon. Gene Ontology annotation, molecular function: oxidoreductase activity. Gene Ontology annotation, cellular component: cytoplasm. Lineage: Eukaryota; Fungi; Ascomycota; Sordariomycetes; Ophiostomatales; Ophiostomataceae.
AUGGUUCUCCCGAUCGACAACCCGACCAAGUCCUACUGGAUUGAGGCGGCGGCGUCACCGCUGCGGAGCUUCCAGUCGGCGGCGACGCUGCCGGCGACGACCGAUCUAGUGAUUGUCGGCAGCGGCUACACGGGUGCGAGCGCGGCGUACUGGGUGCACAAGCACACGGCCGCCUUGGGAACGACGCCGCAGAUGGUGAUGCUGGAGGCGCGCGAUGUAUGUGGCGGGGCGACGGGACGCAACGGCGGCCAGCUGCGGCCGCAUGCCUACUCGCGGUACCCGGCGUGGUCUGCGCGGUUUGGAGCGGCGGGGGCGCUGGCCCUGAUCCAGCACGAGAUGGCGCACCUGGCAGCAUUCCGGGCGCUGCUGGACGCCGAAGGCAUCGCGGACGAGACCUGUCUGCGGCUGGGCGAGACGUUUGACGCGGCCAUGACGGUCGAGGCCUGGACGCGGCUGCGUGGCGCCUUUGACGCCUUUGUGCGCGACCACGGCCGCGAUGGCGACAUCAUCCGCGAAUGCCGUCUGAUCGACGACCCGACCGAAGCCGAGGCCUUUACCCAGAUGAAGGGCUGUCUGGGUGCCAUCGUCCACCCGGCCGGCCAGAUCUGGCCCUACAAGCUCGUGCACGCGCUGCUGCGCAUCGUCCUCGCCACCGGUCGCCUGCAGCUGCACGCCAACACACCCGUCGCGUCUGUCUCGGCACAGCGCGACUCGGACGGCUUCUUGACCGUCACCACGCCUCGAGGCUCCAUUCGUGCUAGAGCGGUGCUGCACGCGACCAACCGCUGGGCCUCACAUCUGCUGCCCGAGUUCGACCGCCUCGUCUUUCCCUGUCUCUGCACCGUGGCCGCCGUCCAGGCCCCGGCCGGCUUCAUCCGCAAUACCGGCGCCCAGCAUUGGGACGGCGAGGUCAACAACUACCACAACCAGCUGCCACCACCCUACAACGUCAUCGUCGUCGGCGGCGCCAAGGCUGUCUGUGCUCACUACCCGCAUGCCUGGCUGCGCAGCGACGACGAGUCUCGCCAGCUGCCCGGCGUCCCGUCCUUCUACAAGACCUGGCCCAAGAACGACUUGGUCGACUGGCCUGCUCUCUCAGAGGAGACUCCCCUCGGCCUUCCCGACGAUCAGGGUGGCGUCUGGACCGGCGUCGAAUCUGCUAGCAUCGACUCCUUCCCUUUUGUCGGCCCUCUGCCCCAGAAGCCUGGUCACUUUGUUGCUGCCGGCUUUGCUGGCCAUGGAAUGCCGCGCAUCCUCCUCUCUACCGCUCACAUCACCCCCCUCAUCCUUGCCGACCUUGGCAUCGACAACUGUCCGCCCGAUCUCGUCGCUCCCUACCCGCCGCUACCGCCGCCGUUUGUCAUCUCCGACGACCGCCUCAGCCGCCUGCAGAGUGCCGAUGCUCAGGCCCAGUACGAUGCCUCCGUUCGGGCGCACGAGGAGAGCGCAAAGAAGCCGUUCUGCAACGAGCCGCGCUGUCUGGCAUGGCAGAAGGUGGAAACAGAACAGAAUUAA